ACCUGAAGUCUGGGACAGCAAGGGUGAAUACUAGGACCUGACACGGCCCCCUCAUGUUCGGGCCCCUUAUCGGACUCUGAUAGCAAGAGCGUUCAGUAUCAAGAUGGCCUUUCGGUAACUGAAUGAACCGGUUAAUGGUCAGAUCCUCGAUGCAACUCUCCACAAUGCAUGCAAGUCUCCGAGCCCAGGGUAACCGCGAAAUUGAUUCGAGAGCUAAAGCGCCGCCAUCAUCUUUAAUACCCAACGUCCUUCUCAAUAAGAAAGGCAACGAUAUUGCACGCAAACACAAGAAAGAAUCAAGAGAAGGAAAUAAGGGAAGGAGUGUCGAGACUUCAACGAUUAUUUUCGUGACACUUUGCGGAACAGCCUUCUCAAAACGAGCGAUUUGCGCGUCCAGACGUCCGCUAUUGAAGAGUUAUCUUCACAAUCAACAACAAAUCCCAAACUGGGUUAAACCUCGCGAGCGAGUCGAGUCGCUGAAAUUCGUGCCUGAUGCAAAUGCCCAGGCCAUGAGCACGCCAACUGCCCCUGCCCUUGAAGUGGACACAAUUAUUGAAAUCACAUAAAUCCGCACGCCCUCCUGAGGGCCGAACACUUUACUGACGUUCAAAAAGUAGGACUCUUCUGGUCCUG
This is a messenger RNA of Colletotrichum godetiae, 633 nucleotides long. RefSeq lists its product as uncharacterized. Bases 123 to 566 code for a protein of 147 amino acids. Lineage: Eukaryota; Fungi; Ascomycota; Sordariomycetes; Glomerellales; Glomerellaceae. The record is from RefSeq and is a predicted model, not a curated record. The transcript has a single exon.